UACAUUUUAUUUUCAGCUCAAGCUUGUGCAGAUGUUCUGGCGUUAGCCAAAGAAGCGAGAAAGCGAAAUCUUGGCCCUCUUCAUCCUUCCUUUAAUGUGAUAAAGAUAAUAAGAGAUGGACUGAUGAGAAAUCUUCCAGAAAACACUCACCAGUUGUCAUCAGGCAGACUGUUUAUUUCACUAACCAGAGUAUCAGAUGGUAAAAAUGCAUUGAUAUCUAAUUUUAACUCUAAAGAAGAAGUUGUCCAGGCUUUAAUCUGUAGUUCAUUUGUCCCUAUUUAUUGUGGCCUAAUCCCACCGUCCUUUAGAGGUGUGCGCUAUGUGGAUGGAGGAAUCAGUGACAACUUACCUCACUAUGAAUCUAAGAAUACCAUCACAGUUUCGCCUUUCGCUGGGGAGUGUGAUAUCUGUCCAAAGGGGUAUUCUGCCAACUUUCAUGAAAUGAAUGUGACCAACACCAGCAUUCAGCUCAGCUUGGGGAACCUUUAUCGUUUAACACAAGCACUUUUUCCACCGGAACCUAAG
This is a messenger RNA of Pterocles gutturalis (yellow-throated sandgrouse), 525 nucleotides long. RefSeq names its product patatin-like phospholipase domain-containing protein 2. Gene Ontology annotation, molecular function: triacylglycerol lipase activity. The transcript is spliced from 3 exons. Gene Ontology annotation, cellular component: cytoplasm; lipid droplet; membrane. Gene Ontology annotation, biological process: triglyceride catabolic process; lipid homeostasis. Lineage: Eukaryota; Metazoa; Chordata; Aves; Pterocliformes; Pteroclidae. The annotation marks the transcript as partial. The record is from RefSeq and is a predicted model, not a curated record.